ACAAAUUGAAGAUGGAAAGGAUAUGACAAGUUUUAUCUAUAACAUCAUUUCUUUCCUUCUCUUUUCAUGAUCUCUCACUCUCUCUUCCACAAUGGCUUCUUCUACUCUCUCUACCCAUUAUCACUUCACUUCUCCUUCUCCUUCUUCAAAGAACAAUGCUAACAUCAAGCUUUCCUCUUCUCUUUUUGUUUCUCCCAUUAGCUUAUCUUCGAACCCCAACAUUUCUCUUCAAUUCUUUGACAAGAAACACUCCCCAGUUCUUUCAACAGCUCCAAGAAGGCUCUCAGUUAUUGCAAUGGCACCUCCUAAACCUGGCGGAAAGGCCAAGAAAGUGAUUGGAUUGAUAAAGUUGGCUUUAGAGGCAGGGAAAGCAACUCCUGCACCACCUGUAGGACCAGCACUCGGUUCAAAGGGUGUAAAUAUCAUGGCUUUUUGUAAGGAUUAUAAUGCAAGAACUGCUGAUAAAGCUGGUUAUGUCAUUCCUGUUGAGAUUACUGUUUAUGACGAUAAAAGCUUUACUUUCGUUUUGAAGACACCUCCUGCUUCAGUUUUAUUGCUUAAGGCUGCAGGAGUGGAGAAAGGUUCUAAAGACCCAAAGAUGGAGAAAGUGGGUAUGGUCACGAUUGACCAAUUGCGUGCCAUAGCUACUGAAAAGCUGCCAGACUUGAAUUGCACAACCAUCGAAUCAGCAAUGAGAAUCAUAGCAGGCACUGCAGCUAAUAUGGGGAUUGAUGUUGAUCCUCCUAUUCUUGAACCCAAAACAAAGAUUGUCUUGUAGUUCACUUUGUUAUUUUUGCCUUGAUUUUGGAAUGUUUGUAUUUAGAAUAAUCUGUAGAAGCAAUUCAUGGAAAGAAUUAUAUUCAUAGUUCUGUAACUUCAAUGUCGGCCCGUUUGACUAUAAAUUUUAUGAUCUGGUGAAUGACACGAGCUUUACUCGAGAA
Molecule: messenger RNA, 941 nt
Organism: Populus trichocarpa (black cottonwood)
Lineage: Eukaryota; Viridiplantae; Streptophyta; Magnoliopsida; Malpighiales; Salicaceae
Product: 50S ribosomal protein L11, chloroplastic
Exons: 4
Coding region: 92-778 (228 amino acids)
Biological process (GO): translation
Cellular component (GO): ribosome; large ribosomal subunit
Molecular function (GO): large ribosomal subunit rRNA binding; structural constituent of ribosome
Source: RefSeq, a predicted model, not a curated record